AAAAGUCGUUAAAGUAUUUAAAGUGUAUUAAUCUUUACAGAUUUGACUCUGAAUGACGCACCUUUUUGUUCGGAUACUUGUUGGCCGCAGUGCGUAGAAUGAUGAACGCAGCGUAUUGGAGUCCGUUUAUAUAUGGUUUUGCGACUAUACCUGUUGUGUUAUUGCACGAGUUAUCACAACUUUAAAGGCAUCACAGCGGGUGAAUCCCCGUUGCUUUGCAUUCGCGGAAUUAUUCAUAGCCGCGAUGUGCGUAAUGCAAUAAUAAACAAAAGAUAAUUGCUUCUGCGAUAGCAGAAAUAGAAUUUUACUGAUUGCGAAAACAUUUGUACUAUCAUCUCGCAGCAGAUAUUUCAACAUCAAGGAAAAGCACAUAAUCUACCCCAAACCAAGGGAAUUACGAUAACGCGGCACGAUAAUUAGAUUUUGACUAUUAUCUGAAAUUGAUAUCGGAUUAAUUUAGCUUUGUAGAACCACGAAUGAUCGACGCCAAUUUAAAAAAAAUAAUGUUUCCGCCCGGGAUCGAACCGGGGACCUUCCGCGUGUUAGGCGGAUGUGAUAACCACUACACCACGGAAACUGUAUAUCAGUUCACUUUUCGCUAAAUAAAUCAGUUCAAUUUUGCAAUUUGAACAGUUGAAUAUGACCCAGAAUUUUCUCCCGUAUAUCAUAUUACUGAGUUUUAUUGUGCAUUUCAAUGAUGCAAAAAUCAAAGGGGGGUGAGAAACCUGCAGUUUCUUUUCAUCGCGAUCAUCGGUUCGAGAUUGUGAUAUUUAUAGACGAAACAUAUCUGGACUGCUGAUUUUAUAGUCGCCGGAUAUACAGACAAGAGACAAACCGCAGAGUUGUAUGCGUGUCAACUCCACGAAUCUCAUGUCCUUUGUGUUUGCAGGCAGAGAAUUUUUUUCCUCAUUUAUUGUUCAGUAAUUCAGCGUUAGUAGUACAUCCUCCAUAUAGGUUAGCAUGUAAGUCUUUGUUUCAAAAGUCCCGUGGGAAGAUGAAAUAAAAAAUGACGGACACAGAAAUCGCACCGGAACCAUUCAGAGGACGGUUUUUCAUCCUAGGUCCUCCAGUGGCGUUACUACUAUUCGGACAAGCUUUGACAGGAACGGUCCUGACUGACUUAAUUUUGUACCGCACCUGUCUAUUCUCACUGAAUAUCAAUCUCACCGAGUGCAAUAUCCUUCGCACCAAUGCCAGUAGCCCGGAAGCAAUCAUCUUGGAGGCGAAAGUUCAGCCGUACGCUAGUAUGAUCCUGUUAGCGAAGUCUAUCAUCGAAAAUCUAUUGCCAGCAAUCGCUUCUCUAUUUCUUGGUUCUUGGAGCGAUCGAGCUGGAAGAAGGCCGCUUCUUUUAUUAUCGUUAGCAGGUUUUACCAUGUUGCACGUAUCACAUGCUCUGAUUUCAAUUUGGGACAUGAAUCCUUGGUACUUGGUGAUUCCUUCGGUACCAGCAUUUAGCUUCGGUGGAGUCUGUGCCAUCAUGAUAGCAGCGAUGUGUCAUAUCUCCGAUAGCACUACGGAAAAGGAGAGAACGAUGCUCAUGACUUGGCUUCAGGCAUCGGUGUUUCUCGGAAUUAUACUCGGCAGAUUCAUCACACCUUUGAUUUUCAACAGCUAUGGUUACACCGCUGUAUUCGGCACAUCAGCGAUAUGCUGUAUAGUGGCGCUAAUUUACACUUUUUUUAUUGUACCAGAAACAGUAAGAGAUGCCUCUAAGGAAUCGAUACGUGGACUAUUUAGGAUCUCUGCCAUUCGGGAACUUUUUAUCACCGCCUUCCAGAGGCGAGAUGGUUUUCAGCGAUCUGUUGUCUGGUUGUCCAUUUUUACUCUUACUCUGACUGGAUUGAUUUUCCAAGGAGAAACCAGCAUUGAAUUUUUAUUCACCAGAGCGCGGCUGGGCUGGGAUGUCCAACAUUAUUCUUAUGUCAACGGCAUUGGGUAUAUGCUCAGUAUGCCAUGCAUGAUCAUUGGAAUCGCAUUAUUCAGUCGCGUUUUAGGCUUCUCAGAUACGCUUAUAAGUGGUAUAGCAUUCGCAGCAUGCCUGGGCAGUGCACUUACAGAAGCUCUCACGACGAAAAGUUGGCACCUUUAUCUCGCGUAUGGUAUUGGAUUUUUUGGUGGUGCUAUGGAACCUGUUAUGCGAUCUAUAAUAUCAAAGUCUGUACCUGCAAAAGACAUUGGUAAAGUGUUAUCCCUCACCAAUUCACUCCAAACAUUAAGUCCGUUGGCCGGAGCUCCACUCUACACAUUAAUUUAUUCCAAUUAUUUACCACCGAUUUAUCCAUCGCCCGUUUACCUCAUUUCGGCAAGUUUCUUCGCCACGUUAAUACUUGUCACAGCGUGCAUAGGAAUACUAAUCCGAAAGUCUCGUGAUACAAGCUACGUUCCUGUGGUUGGAGAAGAUAAUUAGAGUUCAUGGUGGCAGUUAAGAUUCAACCAACACUGUAGUCUCAUUCCUGUAAAACAAUAGUGAGAUUUGAUGUUGAAACAAGC
Diprion similis is the source of this 2490-nucleotide messenger RNA. Its product is annotated as tetracycline resistance protein, class D-like. Gene Ontology annotation, molecular function: transmembrane transporter activity. The transcript has 6 exons. Lineage: Eukaryota; Metazoa; Arthropoda; Insecta; Hymenoptera; Diprionidae. Gene Ontology annotation, biological process: transmembrane transport. Gene Ontology annotation, cellular component: membrane. The record is from RefSeq and is a predicted model, not a curated record. Bases 1007 to 2407 code for a protein of 466 amino acids.